Molecule: messenger RNA, 903 nt
Organism: Colletotrichum karsti
Lineage: Eukaryota; Fungi; Ascomycota; Sordariomycetes; Glomerellales; Glomerellaceae
Product: mitochondrial 2-oxodicarboxylate carrier
Exons: 6
Coding region: 1-903 (300 amino acids)
Biological process (GO): transmembrane transport
Source: RefSeq, a predicted model, not a curated record
AUGGCCUCCGACCCUAAGCCUCUUCCUUUCGCAUACCAGUUCGCCGCAGGCGCCGUUGCCGGUGUCUCGGAGAUUCUGGUUAUGUACCCCUUGGACGUCGUGAAGACGAGAGUGCAACUUCAAACCGGAACGGGCGGCGCCGACUCCUACAAUGGCAUGCUUGACUGCUUCCGCAAGAUCAUCAAGAACGAGGGCGCCUCGAGGCUAUACCGCGGAAUCUCCGCCCCCAUUCUGAUGGAAGCACCCAAGCGUGCCACCAAGUUUGCCGCCAACGACGAGUGGGGCAAGUUCUACCGCAAGUUGUUCGGUGCCGAGAAGAUGAACCAGUCCCUGUCCGUCUUGACCGGAGCCACCGCCGGUGCCACCGAGUCCUUCGUGGUCGUCCCCUUCGAGCUCGUCAAGAUUCGUCUUCAGGACAAGGCCUCCGCUGGAAAGUACAACGGCAUGCUCGACGUUGUUCGCAAGACCAUCCAGGCCGAGGGUAUCCUGGCCAUGUACAACGGUCUCGAAUCCACCAUGUGGCGUCACGUUCUCUGGAACGCUGGUUACUUUGGCUGCAUCUUCCAGGUCCGUCAGCUUCUCCCCAAGGCUGAGACAAAGACUGCCCAGGUCACAAACGACUUGAUCUCUGGUGCUGUCGGCGGUACUGUCGGUACCAUCCUCAACACUCCCAUGGACGUCGUCAAGUCGAGAAUCCAGAACAGCCCCAAGGUUGCUGGCCAGACCGCCAAGUACAACUGGGCCUGGCCCGCUGUUGGUACCGUCGCCAAGGAGGAGGGUUUCGCCGCCCUGUACAAGGGCUUCCUCCCCAAGGUCCUCCGAUUGGGCCCUGGAGGUGGUAUCUUGCUUGUCGUUUUCACUGGUGUCAUGGACUUCUUCCGCACCAUGAAGGCAAACGCUUAA